Molecule: messenger RNA, 477 nt
Organism: Macrosiphum euphorbiae (potato aphid)
Lineage: Eukaryota; Metazoa; Arthropoda; Insecta; Hemiptera; Aphididae
Source: the annotation of a GenBank genome assembly
AUGAGUUUAUCAAGUAAUAAAGUAGAUGAAAAACAUAUGGCAAUUUCAAUUAAAAAAAAAAUAGAAUCUUUUGUAUUUUUACUUAUGUUAUGUUUGUGGGCACGAGCAUUGAGCCCUUUGCAUGGUAUCUCUAAACUUUUGCAGAAGCAAGACAUUCACCUCCAGAAAGCAUUAGAUAGAUUGACUGAUGCCUAUACAUGUAUGCAGCAACUAAGGAAUGACUAUUGUAGUGUAGUUGAAAAUGCAAGCAACCUGGCAAUUAAAUGGGGUAUUCCAACUGAUGACAAAGUGGCUCACCAAAAAAAAGCAAGAUUGUUUUUUGAUGAAAUAGAUGGCGACAGACGGUUGAAUAUCACACAAGAUAAUUUUAAAAUAAAAGUAUUUUUACCAAUUUUUGACACAAUAAUAUGUCAACAUAAAGAUCGCUUUAAAGGUUUACAUAACGUUUGGGGCCAAAAGCCGUUCUCUUACAAAUGA